AUGAUGUUGCGACUUCAUGGUAGCAUCACACCUAAACUCGUCAUUCCAAUUCUGCUUGUGGGUGGUUGGGCCACUGCAAUUACCUGCAUCUCAAAGCUUGUAUACGACCUCGGCACCGAUCAAGUUUUCAUUACCGUGCUGGGCUUCGUUGUGAGUCUAGCACUCAGCGUCCGCAGUUCCACCUCUAUGGACCGAUACUUCCAAGGCCGACAACUUUGGGGACGUCUUCGACUCGCAUCGCAUAUACUGGCGCGUUUGGUUUGGAUACACGUGGAAGAGAGACAUGGCUUCGAUGCUGAACUGGGAAAGCAAGAUCUGCUCGGCAAGGUCAGCUGCUUGAACCUGAUCGUGGCUUUUGCUGUCGCAUUGAAGCACAAAUUGCGUUUCGAGCCAGGAACACACUACGAGGAUCUCAAGCACUUAGUUGGCCAUCUGGACACGUUCGCGCAAGGAGCAAAUAUGCCCGCGCCCGACCCUCCGAGCGCUCUCAGGUGGGCUUGCCAGCUCCUCGGCAUACCGAUGGCAACACCAAACCCACGCAGACACGUCAAGAAAUCGGCCGUCCCUCUUGGAGACCUACCCCUCGAAAUCCUAUCUCACCUCUCCGCCUAUAUCAAAGUCCUAUACGACACGGGUACACUGAGAGAUUACAGCAUUUAUCAAACCCAGACCCUCGACUCACUAACAAUCAUGGACGAGGCAUCGUGCGGCACCGAGAGAAUCUUGAACACACCCCUUCCGCUAGCAUACUCCAUCGCUAUAGCUCAAGUCACCUGGUUAUACAUACUGUUGCUGCCUUUUCAGUGCUUCAACAGUUUAGGCUGGAUCACCAUCCCCGCAUGCAUAGUCGCAGCGUACAUCAUCAUGUCGCGCGCUGCACCUCUCGCCAACGACUUCAUGGGCCGUAAAGAGAACAUGCCAUUAUACCCAAUUUCGUAUCUGAGCACGCGAGCAUGUGCAGACAAGUCGCCAGAGGAGAUACACGUUGCUUUAUCGCAAAGAGUCGCCCUCCACUACCCCAUGGUUGAGCAUGGCGAAAGUCCAGCGCCGCCUGCGCAAGGCCGUUUAUGUAGCGUGGAACGUUGGACUGAGAAAGGUGCACUGGGACCGAAUGAUACGACUGGCAACUACAGGAGAAAGUACGGGAGUGUGUAG
Molecule: messenger RNA, 1155 nt
Organism: Alternaria postmessia
Lineage: Eukaryota; Fungi; Ascomycota; Dothideomycetes; Pleosporales; Pleosporaceae
Exons: 2
Coding region: 1-1155 (384 amino acids)
Molecular function (GO): chloride channel activity
Source: RefSeq, a predicted model, not a curated record